Molecule: messenger RNA, 1148 nt
Organism: Lobosporangium transversale
Lineage: Eukaryota; Fungi; Mortierellomycota; Mortierellomycetes; Mortierellales; Mortierellaceae
Exons: 1
Coding region: 172-1122 (316 amino acids)
Source: RefSeq, a predicted model, not a curated record
UAUUCCUCCACUCACUCACUCUGUCCGCUAUAAACAACAUUCAGUACCAGAUAACAACCGCUAAUACUAGGAAUAAUCAGCUCUAUGUCAAGUAGUAAACAAUAAAGACGAAGGACAGGACCAGCUCGAUACCUCAUCACCAUAUACUUUGAUCAAGCCAUAUCCUCCCCAAUGGCAUUAACACUAAACAAAAGAGGGAUAACUAUCUUGGCGGUGGCUGUUAUCCUCAGUUUCUUUGUCAUCGGUUCUCGCUAUGUCGAGCGCCCAUCGUUCCAUUACAACGAUGAAUCCCAGAGUAAUUACAUCCCAUCUCCGAAUAAAACGCCUCAUAAUGACAGAAUCACCCUCCGGAACCAAGCUGUUGUCAACAAUACCCCGAUCGAACCGACAUGUGGAGCAGCGGAUGAUGAUUGCUUCGUCUACAGACCCGAAGCCAAACUAGCUUUCAUUACUUCGUAUUUUCAAGGUCGGGACGAUGAACGUCAGUCCGAGUUGGAUGUUUGUAUCGCAAGUCUCUUUGCUGUUGAUGUGUUGGAUCAAAUCCAUGUGAUGAUCGAGGCCAAAGAUGCCCCCAUACUGCCCAAAUUCGUCAAGGGCUCCAGCAAGUAUCAUGAGCAUUUGAUCACAGAGCGACCGCUAAUGGGCGAUUUUAUUCAAUAUGCGUGUGAUCAUUUGAUGGACUACAGGGUGUUGUAUGCAAACUCGGAUAUCUCCUAUGACAUGUCAUUGGAAUUCUUCACCAAGAUAUCGGACAAGAUCUUUGAGAAUACGUUCUAUGCGAUUUCGAGAUGGCGGUUGACUGAGAAGGGCAUGACAGCAUUUCCGUAUCCAGAAUGGGGUAGUUAUGACACCUUUGUCUUUAGCCCCAGGACGAUCUGUUCAGACAAGACCAAGUUGAAGGAGAUUGUCUCGAAUUUGAACUAUACGCUCGGUAUCAGUGGAUCUGAAAACAGAUUGCUUUAUGAGAUCAAACGACAGUAUCCGGAUCUGCAGUUGAUCAACCCUGUCUACACAGUCAAGACAGUUCAUCACCAUCGAUCCAGUUAUCGGGCUGACAACUAUGAAGAAAGGGUCCAUACCAAUGGCAGAAGUGUCACCAUUCCUCCACCUUUUAUUAUUUAGAAAACAGCCCUUUUUUUGAAGUCAGU